AUGGUCGAAGGUUGGGAUACAUUAUAUCCAAACAUUAAAAAAUGGUUGAAAUUAGUUGAAAGCCGUCCAUCUUUUGCUAAUGCCUUCCGUUUGGCUGAAGCCGAUUUAAAAGAAAGAAUUGCUAAAGGAAUUAAACCAUCAACCACCACUUCACCAGAUGAAGCUGAGGCCAAAAGAGCUCUAGCUAAAGAAAAACAUUAA
Dictyostelium purpureum is the source of this 201-nucleotide messenger RNA. RefSeq lists its product as uncharacterized. The record is from RefSeq and is a predicted model, not a curated record. The transcript has a single exon. The coding region runs from base 1 to 201 and encodes 66 amino acids. NCBI's taxonomy places the organism in Eukaryota, Evosea, Eumycetozoa, Dictyosteliales, Dictyosteliaceae.